UGCAUCUACUUGCGAAAGUUUGAUGUCCGAAUAUGAAGAAGAAGGCACAUGAAAAUAGUGGAUUGAUAUUCAUUAUUCUUAUCUUUCAUAGUAUUAUAAGUAGUUUUCUCGUUCAGACGUUCUACGUUCCUGAUGAGUAUUGGCAAUCUCUCGAAGUCGCUCACCGUUAUGUAUUUGGUUACGGAUACUUAACUUGGGAAUGGAAAGAAGGCAUUCGAAGUUGUACAUACCCACUGGCAAUUGCUUUUAUUUAUAAAAUAUUAAAUGUAGUUAAUUUAGAUAAUUUAAAGUGCUUGAUUCUUUCGCCGAGACUGCUACAAGCAUUAUUAACUGGAACUGGAAAUUAUUAUAUUUAUAAAUUAUCGAUUUUGCACCAUGGUUACAGAACUGCUAGAUGGACACUUUUCAGUCUACUUACGUCGUGGUUUUUAUUUUACUGUGCAUCUCGAACCCUAUCUAAUACGGCUGAAAUGGCUAUUGUUUCGUAUGGAUUUUAUCUUUUUCCGUGGUUUAAUUCUUCGGUCGUCAAAUGGAAAUAUUUGUGGUUUGCGGGAUUGUCGUGUAUGAUUAGACCUACUGCGGUUAUAUUAUGGUUGCCUUUAUAUAUUUGGCAUUGUGUGCAAGAAAGACGACAAAUAAUGUAUUUAUUGCUCAAAACAAUUAUUGUAUGUGCUUGCUGUGUAGUUGCUAUGAUAAUUUUUGAUUGGUUUUGCUUUGGAAGGUUCAUUUUCACACCGUAUCAGUUUAUGUAUUUCAAUUGGAUACAUAACAUCGGAACGUAUUACGGAUCUAAUUCGUGGCAUUGGUAUUUUACGCAAGGAUUUCCAGCAGUUAUGGCGUUUCAAUUGCUUCCAUUUUUAUUGGCAUUUCAGUUUCAUCAAACAUUUCAUUAUUUGAAGCUAAUAUUAUGGUUGUUAACUGUACUCAGUUUUGUAAGUCAUAAAGAAUUCCGAUUUUUAUUGCCAGUUUUGCCACUUUCUUUACACGUUAGUGGUAUUGGUUUAGAUAUAUUAGCACAAAAUGGUCGAAAGCAUCGUUAUCUUCAUAUAUCUUAUAGAUCUAUAGCAAUGGCUAUUGUAAUUUUAAUUGGAAAUUUUUCACUUCUAGUUUAUACAUCAUUUUAUCAUCAAAGAGGAACUUUAGAUGUCAUGGAUUAUCUGUCAAAAUUAGCUGUUCAAAACAAGAAAAUGAACGUUUUAUUUCUAAUGCCAUGUCACUCAACACCAUUCUAUAGUCAUAUACAUCAAAAUAUCACAAUGAAAUUUUUGACAUGUGAACCAGAUUUUCUUAAUCAAGUAGAUUAUUUAGAUGAAGCUGAUGUAUUCUAUGGGAAUCCAACAUUUUGGUUAGCAGAAAAAUUUGGAUCUGGUAUUGAUGUUGAAAAUAACAAAAUAAUCUUACCCAGUCAUAUAGUAAUAUUUGAUGUACUAUUUUAUCAUAUUUCUGAAUUUCUUCAUUAUCAUAAUUAUGAUCAAUGCUUUAAAACAUUCCAUACAAAGUUUCCACAUGGUAGAAUAGGCAGUUAUGUAAAAGUAUUUUGUCAUCAACAAACUAUUGACUAAAUAUUAAUCUUUUAAUGUGAUAUUUACCAAUACUGGUAUGAGAUACAUAAUUACUAUGUAGUGAUGGUGGUAUGGUUAUUGAUAAACAUGCCAAUUUAUUUCAUAUGACUAACAAAAAUGAUUUAAACAGUAAAAAAUGAGAUUCUGAUUUUAUUUUGCUCUGCUUUGAAUUUUUUCACUCAUCAGUAGUAGUUAAUGUAUUUUAUGUAGUUAACUGAGUCCAUAUGAAUCAUUCUGAAAUAUUGUCAAAAGAAAGCAUGAAUGCAUGUCAAUUUACAGAUAAAAAAUUGAGGUAGAUAACACACUAAAAGAAUGUCAAUAUUUAAAUCUAGUCUUUAAUCAGAUAAUUUAACAUCUCAGGAUAGCAUUGUUAAAUUUUAUUUUUAAUAUGGUAAAAUUUUGGAGUUAAAUUAUGUUAUAAAAUAUCAGUAAAUUAUUAACAUGUAAAACUUAUAUCUGAUAAAAAGAAUUAUUAUAUUGAUUAUAUAUGA
This is a messenger RNA of Centruroides sculpturatus (bark scorpion), 2053 nucleotides long. It is a transcript of the gene PIG-B, whose product is annotated as GPI mannosyltransferase 3-like. Gene Ontology annotation, biological process: GPI anchor biosynthetic process. The record is from RefSeq and is a predicted model, not a curated record. Gene Ontology annotation, cellular component: endoplasmic reticulum membrane. Gene Ontology annotation, molecular function: alpha-1,2-mannosyltransferase activity. The transcript has a single exon. NCBI's taxonomy places the organism in Eukaryota, Metazoa, Arthropoda, Arachnida, Scorpiones, Buthidae. Bases 33 to 1562 code for a protein of 509 amino acids.